GCCCUGCCUCGACUUAGGGCCCUUGAAGCAUGGAAGGGCAGUGGGGGGGACGGAGAGUGCGCUGACUUUGCUCCCUACGUCGAUGUCCCCCCUGCUCUGCUAGCUGGGCCCCCUUUUGUUGUCCAACUAGGACAACAAAACGCCGUGACUCGUCUCCAAUCACUAUUGGACCGACGCUCUUCGCUAGGGAACUGCCGCCCCAUAAUACAUCAAAACUAGCUCCAUAAAUGACCCACACCUGUCCCCAUCAUUGGUGCCCUUUGGGGGAUAGUACACGUCACCGAUAUCUCUCGGCUCUCUUAUCUUAUCCAACUUGUCGCUCCGCCGACGGAUAGGUUUGAUGAACCCGUCUCAUAAUGUCUGUCUAUAACAAUUAUUUCCCUGGAAUAAAUCAUCGGGAAACGUGCUUGGAGGAACGACCUUGACCAUGUAUUUACCAAUAUUUGUACCGACGCUCUCCAUCAGCGGCGGUUCUACUCUCAUCUGGUUCCAUCUAGUCCCUUCGACACAUGCUGCCUUAGCUCAGCGACGCGCUGACGUCAACCACGUUAUAUUCAUUACCCAAUGCGUGGGGGAAUCGGAUGAAUCGCCGAGCAUGUUCACAAAUCUCUCAUGGUGUCUUUUCUCUUCUUCCCCGAUCAUCCACCGCUUACCCCAACUACAACGUGUCUUGCGUCCCAUCGAUUUGGGUUCAGUUAAUUCCGAAACGCCCGCGUGGUUAUACUAUGUAACCCCGAAUAUUUACGACGUGACGUUAACUUCUUGGUUUUAUAUUAUGAUGAUUCGUCGGGAACGGGCUCCCGCCGCCAAUUGGCAUGGAGUCACCUGAUGCCGUUCGUGGACACGCUCACGUUGAUCUUAUCUCUAGUUCAAGCAACCAAUGAUGCAUGUGCGUCAAUAUCGGCGCACAAACAAGGUCAAUUUGGUCCAACUUUUCAAGUGCAAUGAGAUGGGUGCGCCUUUGUAUGGUCAUGCGAACACUUUCGCGUUUGCAAGAUCUCAACUCUUCUCCUUCUUGGAGUUGAAAGAGAGAAAUUCACCGAGGCGGAGAAUUUGAG
Messenger RNA from Cantharellus anzutake, 1058 nucleotides. RefSeq lists its product as uncharacterized. The coding region runs from base 428 to 829 and encodes 133 amino acids. The record is from RefSeq and is a predicted model, not a curated record. The transcript has 3 exons. Lineage: Eukaryota; Fungi; Basidiomycota; Agaricomycetes; Cantharellales; Hydnaceae.